Messenger RNA from Solea senegalensis (Senegalese sole), 1729 nucleotides. RefSeq names its product olfactory receptor 51E2-like. The record is from RefSeq and is a predicted model, not a curated record. Lineage: Eukaryota; Metazoa; Chordata; Actinopteri; Pleuronectiformes; Soleidae. Gene Ontology annotation, biological process: G protein-coupled receptor signaling pathway. Bases 342 to 1421 code for a protein of 359 amino acids. Gene Ontology annotation, cellular component: membrane. The transcript is spliced from 2 exons. Gene Ontology annotation, molecular function: olfactory receptor activity; G protein-coupled receptor activity.
UGUGUGUGUUUAUAAUUGCAUUAUGUUAUGUUACCUGCCUACUAGCUUUUUUAUUACGUUAUUAUUUGAAACAAUUUGUUUAAUUCACUGUGAUAAACUGAUAAGAUCAGAUCAAUAAGCUGUCGUUUGUUGAUUCACUGCAUCGUUAUGAACCUCAUGCACAAACUCGGGAAGUGACCUGGUUGAUUAAUCUCUGGAGAGAAUGAACGAUUAUAAAUAGAGGAAGUAAAGGAUGAUUAAAUACAGAAGAAGUUAACAAUGCAACUCUGGGUGUCAACUGCUACAAAAGACCACCACCAUCACCCUCCUCCUCCUAUGGUGAAUCAACAGAGUUGUUCCUGAUGAUGAGCUGGAGCAUGACACUAGCAGGUAACAUUAGCACCAUGUUGGACGCUUCUCUGGGGAGGAAUUUCUCCCACACCUCAUUCGUGUUCAGAGGUUUCCCAGAGCUGCAGCGACACAGCCGCCUGCUCGCACUACCCUUUGCUGUGUCGUACGUGGCAGUGCUGCUGGGAAACUCACUGCUCAUACUUGUCAUCCGCCACGUGGAGAGUCUGCAUAUCCCCAUGUACCUGCUCGUCUGCAUGCUCUGCAUUGUCGACAUCCUCGUCGCCACCACCAUUAUCCCCAAGAUGCUGCUAGGCCUCCUGUUCGACUGGGACAAGAUCUCUCUGGCCGGCUGUUUGACUCAGAUGUUCUUCACUCACUUUCUGUCGUCGGUGGAGUCGACGUUGCUUCUGGCAAUGGCUCUGGACCGCUACGUCGCCAUCUGUCAGCCACUGCGCUAUGCUGACAUUAUCAACUCAUCCAUGAUGGUGGGCCUCCUGCUCUUCACGCUGGUGCGCAGUGGCACCAUCAUGGCAGCACUGGUUGGCCUGUCAGGUUCUCUGUGGUUCUGUGGCUCCAACGUGAUCUGGCACUACUACUGCGACCACAUGGCACUGGUCAGCCUGGCAUGCGACAGCACAGAGAAGAACAACGCCGCAGGCCUUGCUGUGAUCAUCUGCUUCGUGGGUGUGGACAUAUCACUUAUCGUCCUCUCCUACAUAAAGAUCUUGAGUGUCGUCCUACGAGCGACAGCAGCCAGCGAGGACCGCUGGAAGGCAUUCCACACCUGCGGUACUCACCUGAUUGUCAUGAUGUGUUUCUAUCUAGUCGGCAGCAUCACCUUCCUGUCCCACAAUCUGCACAUUCCCAUACCGACGGGCGUCAACACUCUCAUGGGACUCAUAUAUAUCCUUUUUCCUGCCAUCAUUAACCCUGUCAUCUAUGGAGUUCGCACCAAAGAAAUUCAAAACGGUUUCUUAAGGAUUUUUAAACUCAGAGGGAAGAAAAUAAUGACAAUAAAAGUUUCUCCUGCAGGAAACAAAGAUUCUGCUCUGACUAAAGAUGUCACUUUUACACAUAAAUGUGGAUCAUGAUCUCUUGUUUCUGUUUCCAUGGUUACAGAUGCUGACUGACUUUAAGGGGGUUGUUGAGGUUGUUUGAGAGGCACUGACACUGACUGUGCUGUGCUAGCCCCUGCACCAAGAACGAAGCUAAAAUACGGACACUCACUCACUCGAAAACAUCGCUGCUAUUGGGGACAUAACAAAAAACAGAUUUAAGCCAUUAAUUACAUAUUGCACACAUUAAAAUCUAGAACAUUUUAGGUCUACGAUAUCUGUCUAUGGCCUCUGUUCACUGCUUUGUCUCACUAUUAGACAGCCUUUUAGAUAGGAAACUGAAG